AUGUCCUGGGUGGUGGGUAACAGUAACAUCAAACUUGGCAUGUGUGCGGGAGAGUUUGAUCAAAGUCAGGAAGCAGUCGCCAUCGGGUACCACGCCGGACAGCACAAUCAGGGUAUUGAUAGCAUAGCUAUUGGAUGUGGCACCGGCAACACAUCGCAAGGUGACCACUGUAUUGCAAUCGGGACGUCUGCAGGGGAGGCUAAUCAACACGAUCGCACUAUUGUCAUGGCGGCCACAAACGAGCCACUCACCAGCACACACAGCCCGGGGAUGUAUAUAAAACCAAUUCGUAAUGUGACCGAUCUGAAUCCAACAGACCAUGCGAUGCGGUACAAUCCUUCAACUGGUGAAGUAACACAUUCUGAAUACAACGGUGCAGCGUCGGGGCGCGGUGACAGGGGCACUAUUCCGAGCUCAUCGUCAGUGACUGACGAUGGCCUAUUAUCAGUGGUUUUGAACGGCGAGUCGCACAUCCUAGGCAAUAUCCGCGGUCUCACAGACGACAGUAGUGGUAAGGGUUCAGACGGUGGUGUGGGGCGUCUAGUGUCAUCUGCAUUAUUGACACCCGAGGAGGACUUGACAAUGAAGUUUACAACCGGUCCGGAUCAACCUCGUACAUAUGUUAAAAGUGUAGUUACAACUAGCACGGGGGAAAGUAAAAUCAUUCUCAGUGAUGGACGAGACAUCGUAAUCGAUGGAUAUGCGGAUGGAUCGCGCGGCUACGGUAUCGGCACCACAACACAUAUUGAUAGUAACGGCGAUUUGCAGAUCGUGCUUGGAAACGGCGUAUUGCACAACGCCGGUUCGGUACUCGGGGAGCCAGGGAAUACGGGGGUGACGGGUCCGACUGGACCACCGGGGGGCACAACGAAUACCGGCGCAUCGGGGGCCACGGGAGCAACUGGUCUUACGGGGCCCACUGGGCCAACGGGUGAUACUGGACCCACGGGUCCAAUAGGCGAUGCCGGUGGCGGCAGUGGUGGCAAUGGACCAACCGGCCCCACUGGACCGACUGCGUCGGAUGGUAGUGACGGUGUGAUACCGUCGGGGUCGUGUGUAUCAGAAUACUUAUACUACACGGGUGAUGAAUGGAAUGUGGGUAGUACGGAAGUCAGAAUAGGGUGCGAUGUUGCUAAGAAAACG
Molecule: messenger RNA, 1143 nt
Organism: Sphaeroforma arctica JP610
Lineage: Eukaryota; Ichthyosporea; Ichthyophonida
Exons: 1
Source: RefSeq, a predicted model, not a curated record